Molecule: messenger RNA, 9586 nt
Organism: Myiozetetes cayanensis
Lineage: Eukaryota; Metazoa; Chordata; Aves; Passeriformes; Tyrannidae
Gene: PRRC2B
Product: proline rich coiled-coil 2B
Biological process (GO): cell differentiation
Source: RefSeq, a predicted model, not a curated record
AUCGGCCGCAGCCGCCGCCGCCGCCCCGCGCAAUCCGCCGCCAUCCGCCGCGCCCCGCGCCCAUCGCCCCCCCGCACCCGGCUCCGCAGGCACCCCCGGCUCCCCGCCACCACCACAGGUGGGUAUCGGGGGCCGGCGGCGGCGGCGGCCGCGGAUAUUCGGGGCGGCAGAUCGGGAGCGGCGCAGAGAAAUUUCCUUACUAGAUGACAUUUCAUCGCAAUGUCCGAUCGUUUGGGGCAAAUAACCAAGGGAAAGGAUGGGAAAAGCAAGUACUCGACUCUCAGCCUGUUUGAUAAGUAUAAAGGAAAGUCAAUAGAAGCUAUCAGAACUACAGUUAUUCCUAGACAUGGCUUACAGAGUCUUGGGAAAGUUGCUGCUGCCCGGCGCAUGCCACCUCCUGCAAAUUUGCCUAGCUUGAAGUCUGAGAACAAAGGAAACGACCCCAACAUCAUUAUAGUACCCAAGGACGGUACAGGAUGGGCAAACAAGCAGGAUCAGCCAGACCAAAAGAGUUCCAGUGCGACGGCUGCACAGCUGCAGGAGUCGCUGCCGCAGCAGGGUUUGCAGAAAUCUGUCUCCAAUUUACAGAAGCCGACACAGUCAAUCAGUCAGGAGAGUACAAAUUCAGUGCCAGGUGGACCAAAGUCAUGGGCACAGCUGAAUGGAAAGCCAGCAGGACAAGAAGGUGGUUCAAGGGCCUCAAGCCGACUGUUAUCCUUCUCUCCCGAGGAAUUUCCGACGCUGAAAGCAGCCGGCGAGCAGGACAAGGGUGGCAAAGAAAAGGGCGCCUUAGAUCCGUCGUAUGGGCCAGGACCAAGCCUCCGCCCCCAGAAUGUCACCAGUUGGAGGGAGGGCGGUGGGAGGAACAUAACCUCUGCCACAUCUCUGACCGCCUCCCCUGCUGAGCUGGGCAGCAAGACCUCCAGCAGCGGGGACGGGGCCCCCUCCUCGGCGAGUGCCAGCGACCCGAAGGAGCCGUCUCUGCGCCCAGCUCAGCCCGUCCGCAAAGGGGCCUCGCAGUUCAUGGGAAAUGUCUACCAACCACCUACAUACCAUGACAUGCUGCCUGCUUUUAUGUGUCCACAACAGCCAUCCGAGACCCCUGCACCGCUGGACCGAGGGUCUUUCCCCGUUCCUCAGCUUCGGCUUGAGCCCCGGGUACCUUUCAGACAAUUCCAGAUGAAUGACCAGGAUGGAAAAGAGAACAGGCUCAGCCUGUCCCGCCCAACACGUCCGGUUCGGCAGCAAAUAGAGCGAGUGCCCCGGCCCACCAUUAUCAAUGCAGAGAACCUGAAGGGGCUGGAUGAACUGGACAAUGACGCAGAUGAUGGAUGGGCAGGCAUUCAUGAUGAAGUGGAUUACUCUGAGAAACUAAAGUUUAGUGAAGAUGAAGAAGAGGAAGAAACUCUUAAAGAUGGACGACAGAAGUGGAACAGCUGGGAUCCCAGAAGGCAGCGACAGUUGUCCCUGAGCUCAGCAGACAGUGCAGAUGCCAAGCACACCUUGGAGGAAGGAAAGAAUUGGAGCGAAUCGGUUGGCUUGUCCCGGCCAGUCCGGAAGGUGCAGGAAUCGCAGCAGCCUCCAAGGAAGCUGAACGGCUGGAGUUCUGCAUCGGAAUACCAGAAGCCUGCUCUGGGAAGUGUUCUCAGACAACAGUCUGUCGAGGAUAAAGAAGAAAAGGUGCCCCUGAGACAGAAGUUUGUGCACUCUGAGAUCUCUGAGGCUGUGGAGAGAGCCAGGAGGCGGCGGGAGGAGGAGGAGCGGCGAGCCAGGGAGGAGCGGCUGGCAGCCUGCGCUGCAAAGCUGAAACAACUUGAUCAGAAAUGCAAACUGGCUCAGAAGAACGGGGAGACCCAGAAACACACAGAGAACGAAGAUGUGCGACCCCCAAACACAGAGAAAAACACCGUGCAAGAGAAUGGCCAUGCUUUCCGUAAAGCAACCCCUGAGUUUCACACACAGGAUGUGUCUGUUGGCUACCUGGAAGAGGAGACUCCUGCCCCAGCAGCAGCAGCCCAAAGCAGCAGUGAGGAGGAGCUCAGAGAAGCUCCCUCCCCAGCACAAGAAUUCAACAAAUACCAGAAGUCUCUUCCCCCGCGAUUCCAGAGGCAGCAGCAGCAACAGCAGCAGGAGCAGCUGUACAAGAUGCAGCACUGGCAGCAGCAAGUGUAUCCUCCCCCAUCCCAUUCCCACCCUCAGAGGACGUUCUACCCGCCGCACCCCCAGAUGCUUGGCUUUGAUCCUCGCUGGAUGAUGAUGCCCUCCUACAUGGACCCUCGCAUGGCCCAGAGUCGCACCCCUGUGGAUUUCUACCCCUCAGCCCUUCACCCUUCAGGAAUUAUGAAGCCCAUGAUUCAGCAGGACUCCAUUGGUGGGAGCAGCUGCCGGUCUGAAGAUCAGAACUGUCAAGCAGGGCAGGCAGAGAGGAAAACUGCUCCCUUGGAUCCUGUGCCAGUGUGGGGCCAGGACAGCUACACAUCUCUGCAGAGCAAAGGAUACUCCCUGUCACAUCAAAAACAGGCUGACAGCAUGAGCAUGGAGGGGCUGCAUGCCAGGAAUGACAGUUACUCUGCUGCUGGAAGGCCAGAGAGUCUGAGCACCCAGCGAGAUCUCUUUGAGGAGAGAGGGGAGGAGUAUUUGAAUGCUUUCGACAAGAAGGCCCAAGCAGACUUUGACAGCUGCCUGUCUUCUCAGAGGAUAGGCCAGGAUCUUCUGUUUCAGCAUCAGGAGGCUGUGCAGGAAACCUGUCCCGCUGGCAGCCGCCAUGGAAACUUGAGGUGUUCGCCCCUGGAGCCCGACUUUAUCCAGGCAGAGAAGAAGCCUGAAUAUAACGGCUGGGAUAUCAGCCACCACCAGAAACCUGCGGAGACCGCAGCGGAAGUUGCUGAGGAGGUGCCCAGGGAUGAGCAGACAUUCAGUGCUGACCCCUGGAAGAAAGAAGGAACCAAUACCAAACAGACCGCUGAGGAGACAUCAGAGUGGGCUCCCGAGAACCGCACCACCAGUGGUCAGCACCAGGAGCAAAUGGGGAGGACACGGCGAUCCGGCCCCAUUAAAAAACCGGUCCUGAAAGCCCUCAAGGUUGAAGAGAAGGAGAAGGAGAUGGAGAAGGUUAAACUGGAGGGAGAGGACACCUCACGCCAACUGAAGGAAAAGGCAGCUGUUCAGAAAGUAGAGAAUGAGUCAGAUGACUCUGCAGCCUUGCUGACCUCCACGCGUUAUCUGCUGGAUGACAAAGGUUCUUCCCAAACCAGCCUGGCACGAGAGGCUGAGAAGUCUCAAGAAGAAGAAGAAGAGGAGGAGGAGGAAGAGAAGCCGGAAAGAACCUGGGAGAACAAACUAUCCAGAGAGACCGGUGAUCUCCCGCCCACAAAAAGAAACAACUGGAUCUUUAUUGACGAGGAACAAGCCUUCGGUGGGAGAGGCCAAGGGCGUGGGCGAGGGAGAGGCUUCAGGGAGUUCACUUUUAGAGGCCGAGGCACUGUUGUGAGCAGCCGAGGAGUCUACAACAACCAGCGGAGCAGCCGAGGGCGAGGGCUCCGGGAGUUCAACCAGCCAGAGGACUUCCCCAGAGGGAAGCCGAGGCGCCGGAUCGCGAGCGAGACGCACAGUGAAGGGUCAGAGUACGAGGAGCUCCCCAAGCGUCGCCGGCAGAGGGGCUCGGAAAACAGCAAUGAAGGCUCUGUGCUGGACAGGGAGGACAGUGAUUUGAAAAAGGGAGACUUCAAAGAGUCUUGGAGGUCCAACAAAAUCUACUCGGAUGAUCACAAUAGCCUGGAUCCUAAGAUGAGGGCUCCGAGAGCGUUUGGGAGGUCGCUGCCACCAAGACUGAGCAACUCUGGCUAUGGGCGAAGGGGUUUCAUGGGUAAGGAGCCCACCCAGUGGCAAGGCAGGAGUGGGGGAGCAGGGUGGCAGGAGUACAGCCACACCUCUCCAUCGGACACUUUUGGGAGCAGGCAGCAGUCUGACAGGGACUACAUUCAGGAUUCUUACAAACACACGGAUUCCUUCUCCAGCCGGGUUUUUGAUGAGAGUCAUCUGGAUGACAAAAGGCACUUUUUCCAGGAGGAUUACUCAGCAGAUCAGGAGAACAUAGAGAACAGGCCGUUCAGGAGGCGCCGUCCCCCCCGGCAGGACAAGCCCCCACGCUUCAGGCGCCUCAGGCAAGAGAGGGAAUCGGUGGGGCAGUGGAACCCCGAGGAGGGAGGCCCCAACCUGCUGCCCAGCCAGUGGCCUGGCAGACCCAAGCUGAGCGCAGAGAAGAGCAGCAUCUCGGGCAGGCGUUCUCCUGAGCUGUCCUACCAGAACUCUUCAGACCAUGCCAAUGAGGAGUGGGAGACGGCAUCUGAAAGCAGUGACUUCAGCGAGCGGCGGGAGAGGCGGGAUGGAGUCCCAGAGAGUGAAGGCCAGCUGGAAGGUGGCCUCAGCACCGGGAGCUUGGGAGAGAAGGAACUAGCAAAGAGAAGCUUCUCGAGCCAAAGGCCGCUGGUGGACAGGCAGAGCCGCAAGGCUGAGCCAACAGGGUUUGCAGAGCAGUCUGUCAGGACUGGCGUAGGGGCAGCUUCCAGAUAUGAGAGCCAGCAGAAUGGGACCCUGAUAAAGAGCAAAAGGUCCCCAGAAGAAGGAGGAGGCCUUGGUAACACCAGUGGUGGGAGCAGCCACUCCAUUUACAGCUUGGAUAGGGGCUCCCAUGCUAACUCAGAGAGUGCUGAGGGGCCAGGGAAAAAGCCAGAGAAGGAGCCUAAAUCCACUGCACAAAGAGCAACUGAGAAAGGAGAGGCCUUGUCACAGUUUGAACUGAGUUAUGGAAGUGCCAUCAUCGAUAAUCGGGUGUCAAGCACAGCAGAAGAGAAUGAAGUAGGUUCUAUGGCAGGUGAAGGCUUCAUUGAGGUUCUUACUAAAAAGCAGCGACGUUUGCUGGAAGAGGAGCGCAGGAAGAAGGAACAGGCUGCUCAGGCACCAGCUAAGGCCCGUGUCCUUCAGUCCCGCAUUCCUCCUCGGUUUGCUAAGAAGCAGAACAGCCUGUGCUUGGAGCAAAGUGAUGUAACAGUGUCUGGAAACAGCCUGGGCACAGAGAUCUGGGAGAGCAACAGCCCAGCUCUUUCCGUUCAGUCUCCUGGCAGUGAUUCCUGGAGCAAGCCUGUAAAUACCUUUAAUGGCACUGAGUCUGGCACCACUGAGCAGGGAUUUAAAGGCAGCCAGGGGGAUAGUGGCAUUGACUUGAGCGCGGAGUCUCGGGAAUCCUCCGCGACCUCCUCUCAGCGCAGCUCUCCAUAUGGCACCCUCAAACCAGAGGAGAUGAAUGGGGCUGGCCUGGUGGACCCAAAGCCUGACUGCCAGAAGGAGCAAGUUCAGAAGCAAUCUGAUAAAAAGGAUUCAGAUCAAGGCUCAGGACAGAACAAGGAACACAAGCCUGGACCAAUCGGCAACGAACGCUCCCUGAAAAACAGAAAGGGUUCGGAGGGAACGGAACGGCUGGAAGGGAAUAUCCCCCCUGUUAAUGGGGUGGAAAUUCACGUGGAUUCUGUGCUUCCUGUGCCACCCAUUGAAUUUGGAGUAAAUCCUAAAGACUCUGACUUCAGCUUGCCACCUGGUUCUGCCUCUGGCACUGCAGCUAACCCUGUCACCAAAUUGCAGGAUGCCUUGGCCAGUAGUGCAGGGUUAACGCAGUCCAUUCCCAUCCUGAGAAGGGAUCAUCACCUCCAGCGCUGCAUCGGCCUGAACCCCAUGUCCUUCCCCACUGCAGACCUUACUCUUAAGAUGGAGUCUGCUCGUAAAGCUUGGGAAAACUCUCCUAGUUUACCAGAACAGAACUCCCCAGGAGGUGCAGGCUCAGGCAUCCAGCCUCCUUCCAGUGUUGGAGCUUCCAACGGUGUCAGCUACAGCUCUUUCGGUGGAGUUUCUAUGCCUCCCAUGCCUGUGGCAUCUGUAGCACCUUCUGCAUCUAUUCCAGGUAACCAUAUUCCACCCCUGUAUCUGGAUGGCCACGUGUUUGCGAGUCAGCCCCGCCUGGUCCCUCAGACGAUACCUCAGCAGCAAAGCUACCAACAGGCUGCUGCUGCUCAACAGAUUCCCAUUUCCCUCCACACAUCCUUACAGGCCCAAGCUCAGCUUGGGCUGAGGGGUGGUCUGCCUGUUUCCCAGUCCCAGGAGAUGUACAGCUCCAUACAGCCCUUCAGGUCUCAGGUGUAUAUGCACCCCAGUCUGUCCCAGCCCAGCACCAUGGUCCUGACAGGAGGCACUGCUCUGAAGCCUCCAUACUCUGCCUUCCCAGGCAUGCAGCCCUUGGAGGUGGUGAAAACCCAGUCUGGGUCCCCCUAUCAGCCCAUGAACGGAAGCCAGACACUGGUUUAUGAAGGGCAGAUAAACCAGGCUGGUAUGGGAGCCUCCCAGAUGAUGGACUCUCAGCUCACCCAGCUGACAAUGCCUGUGCCUGGCUCCCAGCUCCCUCUGCCCCGCUACGGCUCUGGCCAGCAGCCCCUGCUUCUGCCACAGUCCAUCCAGCUUCCUCAGGGGCAGAACCUGCCUGUGGGAGCUCCCCGAAGAAUCCUGCCUCCCGGAUCCCAGCCUUCUGUCCUUGCUGCCAGCAGGGAGUCCUCCCAGAUGGAAAUGAAAGGGUUUCAUUUCUCCGAUGGUAAACAGAGUAUGUCCUCUGGAGGGUCUGUACCAUCACCACAUACCUACAGGCCUAGCUCUGCCAGCCCAAGCGGGAAGCCGUCGGGACCAGCAGUGAGCAUGGGCUCUGUGCAAGGACACUACGUACAGCAGGCAAAGCAGCGGGUGGAUGAUAAUAAAGCCAGUCUGGGAGCAGUGAAGCUGCAAGAAACACCCUCCACGAGUCAGAUGAAGCCGGUGCGCACAGGAGCGAUCAAACCUCAGGCAGUCAAAGUGGAGGAGAGCAAGGCCUAGGAGCACCUCUGAUGCCCAGCUGGUCCUGCUGCCUGAGAGGCCCUGCAGCUUAGACUGGACCCCACUGGAUCUCCUGAAAAUCUCACCAGAUCUAUCCCCUCCCCCACACUGACUGACUACAGCGACAUCAUUCAAGCCCCUCUCCCCAACAAAGCAGUUUGAAACAGUGGAUAUGACAUUGACCUGCUUGCUUUAAAACAAACCAAUCAUGUGACUUUUAAGUGGCUUUAGCCAUUUUUUUUUUUUUAAUUUCCCCCUCCCCAUGCCCCAUCCACAGGUAGCUGUGAUCGCUCACUUGGCAAAGCCCGUCCUUCUCCUUCCCUACUUCUGUCUCAGCAGAGUGGCAACUGGGGGAGAGGGGUUAGUUUGAGGUUUUUCAUUUUAAAGGCAGCUGAGGUUUUUACAAAAAAAGCUGUAUCUUUGUUUAUAGCAGAACUUUUAUAUGUUCUCUCAUUCCCCCCCCCAACCUCCUUCUUUCUGCUUUUCCUCAUUCCUUUCAGAAAAGAAUUCCCUUCAGCUAAAAUGAUGUUCUGACAAAACUCUGCUUAGUUUUGUACAUGGUUCUGUGCUAUGUUGAGAAUUUGAGUUUGUUUGGGUGUAUUUCCCCAGAUGAAUUAGCCUUUGACUAUUUGAUUAAAAAAACAGGACAGUUAUGGCAUUUGUUAAUUUUUCAGUAUUUUUGUUUUAAGCUAGAAGCAGUGCUUGCAUUAGGAGUAAAUGUGUACUAAAGGCAUACAGUAGAUCAAUCCUGAAAUUUGCACCACUUCAAUGUAGUUUUGGGGUGUCUUGUGCACAACAAAAUGUGGCAUUUUCAUUUUAAGGAAAAAACCAAACAAACCACCAAAUUUCUGUUUCAAGUUCAUCUGGAUCUAGGUGUUUGGGUUUCCAUUUUUGUGGGUUUGGGAUUUUUUUUUUAGUGACUGCCAAACACACACACCAAAAUGUAAAGUCAUAGAUUUACAAAACGUAAAAUUUGUUAAGGAAAAAAAAAAAAAUUCUCCUCACAGCACAUAGGUCAGAAGAGUUGGCUAAAGCCAACGGGUCUUUAUGGACUACUUUUUGUAGUUGUGAUGCUCUAAUUCUUCGUGUCUCCUGCGACUUGUUCUGUAUUGUGUUCAUCCCUCGGGGCUGCUCUCCUAAGCUUUGCUCUUCUCCCUUUUUCCCGAGUCUUGCUUUCCGUUCCUCUAACUCAUGGCUUUCUGUAAAAUUUGCAUAGAAGCACGUUGGUAAGAGAGCCCCUCUGCAAGGCAGCCGUUUUAGCACAUUUGGAACCUCCUUUUUUUGUGUUGGAAGUAACGUGGUUACAGAGGCAGUUUGGAAUCCUCCUUCUACUCCUUCCCCGGGUGAGCAGCAAAGGGUUCUUUACUCCUGAUGCAUAUAGUGUGUGUACAGCAUUGUCACCUCACCACUCCUCUCCAGUACUGGAUGAUCUGCAAAAGGAAGAUCCCAGUGGGAGAGGUUGGGUUUUAUUUCUCUGGCUGUUUGGUUUUGGUUUGUGUGUGUGUGUGUGCGUGUGUGUGUGUGUGGCGCGUGUGUACGUAGAUUUUUUAGGAUGGACUUGACAAGUUCCUGAAAGGGCUUGGAGUCCUUCACCUGACGGUAGUCUUAAGUAAAAAAACUACUUUCAGCUAACUUGGUUUGUGUUGUUUUAGCUUUUUCUAAAUGUAAAGUAGGCUGGUCACUCUGAAGUGAGGGACAGAACCAUUUUUGGAGGUGAUCGCUUGCUCAUGGGCUGUGCAUCGGCCUCUGCUGGGUGGCAGAAAGUCAUUUGGUGGUGGUUCCAAAGAAGAUUUUUUGAACAAAGAAUGUAUUUGGGAAGGGAUCUGAAAGGUUGUUCUUGUUUCUUCAUUUGCUUCUCCCUCCCAUCCCAUCUCCCCCUUCCGGAAAAGAUCCUUUGUAACUUUCUAAGGAUGCAUUUGAAGUUUUAAGCUAGGCAUAAAUAUGAUUUUUAUACAGUAGCUUUAAAGAGCUUAGGAGCCUAAACUAACUUAGACAUAGUAAUGUCCCCUCUCCACAGGUGUCCCCAUUGAUCAUGGCAGAGAACCCGAAGGGAAAGGGAUAGGAUGGUACUUUAAGAAAAAAAUUAAAGCUCUUUUUUCUUAGGUUUUAUGUUUUUUUUUAAUUUCAGAGCAGAGUGUGCCAGCAUCUCUCUAGCAUCCUCCUUAAAGUACAGGGUUUGAGAUUUAGUGACAAAUAUUCCCCUGACCUUCAGACAUCUCCCAGACCUGCAUCCUCAUCUGCUAGUCCUGCUCCCAACGUUUUCCAAAGAUUGCACCACCAGUAAUCAGCCCACCCUCCUUUCUAUUUUCUCCCUGGAAAUAUCAUGAACAACAGAAUUGUGUGUGGGUUUUUUUUUUAUUAUCCUUCUGCCCAGCUGGCCCUAGCUAAUAUCAGCCCAGAAUCUAACUGUAAUGACUAAAGAGACUUACCUGAGCCCCCCUCUUCUCAUCUCUUCCCUCCCCUAGACACACUACUUUAGCUUUACAAAGACACUAACCUCUUUCCUCCCACCUGUGUGACUUUGGAGUGGUCAGACACACUGGGAGAAACUGGGUUACUGCUAGAUCCAAGUUACUGCAGUCCCUCUGGUGUAAAUGCCAUCAGAACUACAAUACUUCCUGUUGGAAAAGGUCACCCUUCUUUCUCUUUUAACCCCCUCCAUUCCUUCCCCCCCCCC